AGUGUCACUUCGUCAGAGAAACGCCACGUUUCCACCCGUGGAACUUUGCGCAGGUGUCAGGAAGAUUUCAGCAGUAUGCAGAUGUGAGACGACGAGUGCGCGGGGUCGACUUUGACCUCCGCGAGUGCUGCUUCGAUCCUGCAAUGAUGCGAAACGCAGGCUGCUCUUUAUCUUUCCGGAGAAAGAAAAAGUAUCUACUAUAAUUCCCGAACACAUGCACGGAUAACAAGACCACGAGACAACGGCUUUCCGCCGCAAUCGACAGCCAUUCUCCAAACUGCUUCAGAUACUUGUUGACGGAUCAGGUUCGGACAUUUGAAGAGAGCCAUGACAAUACUGGACGGCUUAGCCGCACUCUGCCUUGCAGUGCUCAUCUGCUUUGCGAAGUCCCAGGAGGCCGGACGACUUUUCCCAGAGGACCUGCAAUGGACUAACGAGAUUGGCGACAACCAUCUCGACGCCGGACGCAAGGUGAAUGUCACCCUUUUCUACGAGUCCAUGUGUCCGUACAGCAGGGAGUUCAUCACGGACCAGCUGUAUCCUACGUACGAGCUACUACGAGGCUACAUGGUUGUGGUGCUCGUUCCUUUCGGUAACGGUCACAUCGACAACAAGACGUUAAGAAACGGCAAGACGUACGUCUCCAUUACCUGUCAGCAUGGCGUCAACGAGUGCAAGGGCAACAAGAUCGAGGCCUGCGCCAUAAAGAAGUACAAGAUGACUAGUCUGUGGUUGCCUUUCGUGGCCUGCAUAUCCAGGUUCCCGGAUCCGCACAAACAAGGCAAGAUGUGUGCGGACUCGUUCCAUUUGGAGUGGUCCGCUGUGGGCCAGUGUGCUGAUGGCAAGGAAGGACAGGAUCUCUUGUACCAGAUGGGCAGACUGACCGAGGAUCACCGCCCUCCGAUCAACUACGUUCCGUACAUUGACUUUGAUGGCGUCCACGACCAAAAGGCUGAGGACGAAGCUCGAGGUAACCUUCUCGGCGUCGUUUGCAAGAAGCUCGGGGACGUGAAGCCAAAAGUUUGUUCCGGUCAUUAGGCCGAAGUUGUUCUGUGUUUUUACUCGUAUCCGUUAUUAUAAUAAUUUCGAUUUCUUUAUACAAAAGUAAAACACGCAGUAUUUGGACAUAGCUCGUACUCUGUUUCGAUACUCAAUUUAAGAAUUAGUGGAGGAACGUGUAGAGUGCGACAAAGGGAGCACAAUCAAGGCGAUCGCCUCUUUUUGUUUAACUCUUUUUUCUUUAAGUGUUGUCAUCGAAGCAACAAAAGGCGCGAGAACAUAAUUAUUGAGUUCGCUCUUACUGUACAGCGCAGAGUUGGAGAAUGAAUGCGUUCUAAAAAAUAAUAUGCGGACUUCGGAUCUAGCCUUUUGUAUUUAUUAUCGGAUCCAUCUCUAUAAUCUUUCUUUUUAUUUGCAUGAUUUCGCAUACAUUCUUGGACGUUGUGUACGGCGUUUUUAACGGCGUGUUCACUACACAUGCACGACAAAACUUCCGACAGGUCGUGGGAAACUUUGAGAAGAUGGUGGAAUCCGACCAGCAGUGGGCCAAUCCCUGCGUCCCGUCUAUUCGCGUGACGCAGUAAUUGGCCGUCGCCUGUUCGGAUUAGGCCAUCUUUCCGAAGCCCCGGACGACCCCUCGUUCCGUCACGCAUUUGUCUCGGGCUCUAUUUUUGGACGGUUUGAACAAACGAUGUUCUGCUGGUGUUUGUUGAAUAAAAUCCUGCAUCUUGCCUACCUUGUGCAGUGAUGCGCAGUGUGGUUUUUC
Messenger RNA from Ixodes scapularis (black-legged tick), 1765 nucleotides. Its product is annotated as GILT-like protein 1. Bases 328 to 1038 code for a protein of 236 amino acids. Gene Ontology annotation, molecular function: oxidoreductase activity, acting on a sulfur group of donors, disulfide as acceptor. NCBI's taxonomy places the organism in Eukaryota, Metazoa, Arthropoda, Arachnida, Ixodida, Ixodidae. The record is from RefSeq and is a predicted model, not a curated record. The transcript has a single exon.